Molecule: messenger RNA, 1032 nt
Organism: Nothobranchius furzeri (turquoise killifish)
Lineage: Eukaryota; Metazoa; Chordata; Actinopteri; Cyprinodontiformes; Nothobranchiidae
Product: MAPK regulated corepressor interacting protein 2
Source: RefSeq, a predicted model, not a curated record
GGACGUCUCUGACGGUGGGUACGUCCUGAGUCUCGUGAAUGAUAACCAGGUUGUGUGACAUGAUAGAGCAGGACUCCAGCGGCAGUAGGAGAGCGUAGAGAAGCACGUGAAGGUGACAGGUUGGAUGCUGGACUCGUCUUGGCUGUUGCUCCAUAGCUUAACGCAGAGAAACGCGUGGUGCACGGUGCCAGAGCUUCCUGUCGCUGUCCGCACCUUGUAGGGGAAAUUCAACCCGAUCGAAUGACCUACAUGUUUUUAGCACAGUCAGAUUCAACUUUAUGUUAAUUACGCAGGGAAAUUUGUCCAUAAAUUAUGUACACAAUCACAAGAGGUCCCAGCAAACUGGUGACGCAGCGACGCACAGGACCCAGUCAGCAGCUGGACAACAAGAUCAACGACUUUAAGCACAAACAAACACCCUGGAACAUGCCUGACCUUCCUGCACCCAAGAUCGUAUUCAGUCGUCUGAAUGGAAAAAAGCACCAUCCCUCUGCUCAGGCGCUUCCUUCAGACAUUCAGCGUGAAGAGACGUUCUCCUAUGCACAUGAGGAAAACGUCAAGUUUGUCUCUGAAGCCUGGCGAGCUGUGGUUCAUCAGGAGGUCGAGACAGGUCCAGGACUUGAGGUGUCCCAGAGAACAGUUCACUACAAAGAGACCACUCCUGGGCUGCACUUGGACAGUUUUGUUCCCAUAGAUCUGGAUGAAUGGUGGGCCCAAAGCUUCUUAGCCAACAUAGACAAGCCCUCUUGAUGCUUAAAGUGGAUCUGAUGCGGUUCUUUGAGAGGUCAGACUUGAAGAAUGGGGCCAAAACGGAAAAUGAACCCUGAGCCGUUGAUUUGAUGGCUCGAACUUCCCUGAUGUGGUCCAGUUGGUGUUGGAAUGCUAAAACCAGAGUCAAGGGCUACUUGACUUGAACUCUUGCCUUCUGACAACUCGGUCUGAGUCGGACUGCAGCGGAAAAAUGUCUUAAAGCAGAGGUUUCCUCCUCACAGCAGACAACCUUUAAAACGCAGUAAAAAUGUAUUUAACAGA